Oncorhynchus mykiss (rainbow trout) is the source of this 916-nucleotide messenger RNA. RefSeq names its product SPT4 homolog, DSIF elongation factor subunit (gene supt4h1). The record is from RefSeq and is a predicted model, not a curated record. Gene Ontology annotation, biological process: transcription elongation by RNA polymerase II; transcription elongation-coupled chromatin remodeling; regulation of DNA-templated transcription. Gene Ontology annotation, molecular function: zinc ion binding; RNA polymerase II complex binding. NCBI's taxonomy places the organism in Eukaryota, Metazoa, Chordata, Actinopteri, Salmoniformes, Salmonidae. Gene Ontology annotation, cellular component: DSIF complex; nucleus.
UUCGUGUGUUUAUUUAUCGUGUGUUUUUGUUAUACCUCGUAUUAUUUUUUUUUGUACUACUAUGUUAUUGAUUACUGCAUUGUUGGUUUUAGGGAUUGCAAGAAAGGCAUUUCACUGUGCACGGGAAAUUAAAACUCAAAACUAAGCGUCCAAAAAAAACUGUGACCCGUAACCCGGAAGUACUUAUUUCAUCUUGCCAGUUUAACAGCGGUGAAAAUCAAAACAACGCCUUUGAAAAGCUUUUAUUUUAUAGCUUUUACAGAUACAUUUCUCAAAUAUCAGCUGCUAUUUUCUCGAUGGCGUUGGAAACUUGUCCUAAGGACCUCCGCCAUUUGCGGGCAUGUCUUCUGUGCUCUCUUGUGAAGACUAUUGACCAGUUUGAAUAUGAUGGCUGUGACAACUGUGAGUCGUACCUUCAGAUGAAGGGGAAUCGAGAGAUGGUCUAUGAGUGUACAAGUUCCUCGUUUGAUGGGGUCAUAGCUCAGAUGAGCCCCGAGGACAGCUGGGUGGCCAAGUGGCAAAGAAUCAGUAACUUCAAGCCUGGUGUCUAUGCUGUGACGGUGACAGGGAGGUUACCUCCAGGGGUGGUGAGAGAGCUGAAGAGCAGAGGAGUGAUCUACAAAUCCAGAGACACCGCUGUUAAGACAUAAGCUGUGGAGACUGAUGUCGCUAAUGGGUCUUAUCUGUUUGCCGAACACAAGUGCAAAGUCUGAUUUUCGUUACGUGUAAUGUCUCAUAGAACUGUCUUGUUUAAUUUGGGUAUUGUGUCGAUGUUGUUUUCAAUGGGAUGGGUUCACUCUGCUAGAAUAGACAUUCUCAUAUGCUAUAAUUAAAAUAAAAUAAAAAACAAAAAAUAGUAUUUACAAACCUGGAGUGUAUUUAUCAUAAUAAACUCUACAUUUUUUUAUAAAAACAA